Rhizopus microsporus ATCC 52813 is the source of this 1575-nucleotide messenger RNA. RefSeq lists its product as uncharacterized. The transcript is spliced from 8 exons. Lineage: Eukaryota; Fungi; Mucoromycota; Mucoromycetes; Mucorales; Rhizopodaceae. Bases 177 to 1505 code for a protein of 442 amino acids. The record is from RefSeq and is a predicted model, not a curated record.
UAGUAUAGAAAUUAGUUCAGUGGGGAAGAUUCGCAAGAUCCAAUAAAGCAGACCAAGGAAACAUACUCGUCAUACAACAAUUCAAAAUAUACCUCGAUGAAAACCCACAGAGACCAUUGGCUAAUUUACCAUUAGGCUUAACUCCUACUGUUAUCAUAUCUGACUAUCUGGAAAAAAUGUUUACCUAUGUCAAGACAUACAUGAAUCAAAAGGGAUUCAGCAACGAUUUUGAAAAAAAGGCCCGUUUCUGUAUCACAGUUCCAGCUAUGUGGUCCGAUCAAGCAAAGCAAAUCAUGAGAAAUGCAGCUAUUCAGGCUAAAUUGAUCCAUUUGACAGAUCAUCGUGAUAGGCUCAUGUUGAUUUCAGAACCUGAAGCUGCAGCUCUCUAUUGUGAAAGGACGUGUGAUAAAUUUGAUAUGAAGCAUGGAGAUGAAUUUAUGAUUUGUGACGCUGGAGGCGGAACGGUUGAUUUGAUCGUCUUUAGGCUCGAGAAAGGAUUGGAUGGAAAGACAGUAUUUAGGGAGAGUACAAAAGGACUAGGAGAGACGUGCGGGUCGAUGUUUAUCGACUUGAACUUUAGAAAGCUGUUACGAAAGAGAUUAAAGAAAGUGUUGCGUCCAUCAGCUAAUGGUAAAGUGGAGAUCCCUUCAGCACCUUUUGAACAUAUGAUGGAUGUCUUUGUUGACAGCUCUAAGCCAUUGUUUGACAACACUGAUGACAUUUACUGUUCUCUGCCUAUGGGAUUUGAUUUACUCAGGAAAACAGACCCAUCAAUAGGCUUAGAUGAAGGCACGAUCACGUUUACAAAGGAAGAAAUAAAGAAGAAUGUCUUUGAUCCUGUCAUCCAAAGGGUCAUUGGUCUCUGCCGUCAACUACAAAAGGAUACUACCAAUCUAAAGGCUAUUUUCAUGGUGGGUGGUUUUGGCUCUUCUGCUUAUCUUUAUCAACAAAUGGUAAAAGAGUUUUCACCUGAAGGAAUCAAGAUAAUUCAGCCUGAUAGACCAGAAAUGGCAGUGGCUCGUGGAGCAGUCAUCUUUGGUUUGAAUCCUACAAAGAUUGCUACACGAAUCCCAAGACUGUGGUAUGGCAUCAAGAGUGCAUAUCCAUUUGACUAUGAAAUGGAUCCUGAUGAAUACAAGGUGAUUCGACCUGAUGGUAGUGUUCGAUGUGAUAAUCGUUUUUCUACCUUUGUUGAAAGAGGCAAACCUUUAGAUUUGGACAGCUGUAUCGUUCGGCAUUUUACCAUCUACGCUCCUCACAAGACAGCGUGCUCUAUCUUUGCUUCUGAUAGUGAAACUGAACCAAGAUAUGUGGUCCCUUCUCCUCACAAUAAUGUCAAAAAGGUGUUUGACUGUGAUAUCCCUAUGCCCCAUUUACCCAACAUAAAGCACGGCGAUCCUAUACCACUGACGAUAAAGAUGUACUUUGGUGAAAAUGAGCAUCGAGUGGAAGCCGUUAUUAACGAUGUUACUUAUAAUGUUUCCUGUAAAUUUGAAGUAGAAUAAAGAUGUUUUUUAUUUAUACAAGUUUUUUGGCUGUAAAGAAAUUUUUAUAGUAAUGCAUCUGCCAGAAACA